Molecule: messenger RNA, 1481 nt
Organism: Esox lucius (northern pike)
Lineage: Eukaryota; Metazoa; Chordata; Actinopteri; Esociformes; Esocidae
Exons: 3
Coding region: 148-558 (136 amino acids)
Molecular function (GO): 2 iron, 2 sulfur cluster binding
Source: RefSeq, a predicted model, not a curated record
GGAUGAUCUGACGGGAGUACCACACAUCGAGGCCGGUUUAAUGUCAUCAAGAAUUUUCAUAGAUAGCCAAUUAAAAAAACUCGGUGUACAGUAUAAGUGUAGUGCAAUAGCGAGUAGGGCAAAUACGGAUAUUGCUAAUUUGUAUUUAUGGCGACUGGGAAUGAACAGAAAAUUGCGAAUAGGCUUUCAUGGAGGCUAAUAGGCCCAGCCUCGGAGCUUUCCAAGAAGCAAUGCCGCUUGAUGUUCUCCUCCGUCGGCUGCGAGUCAGACGUUUGCCUGUUUUAUGUAAAGGGGGAAUUCUUCGCUAUGGAUGCUCGCUGCGCUCAUUCAGGUGGUCCACUGUGUGAUGGUGACAUUGAGGACACACAUGGUGUUCUGCAGGUCUUUUGCCCUUGGCAUGACUAUGACUUCAACCUCAGGACAGGACUAUCAGGGACUGGCUUACAACAACAAGUGUACGAAGUCAAGCUGGAGGAUGGCAGUGUGUAUGUGAGGCACGCAAGCCCUCUCUCAUUACAGCCCCCCUCAUCAGACCACAAGAGCAAAGCUGCUGUCUAAAACCUGAAGCUUUUCAUGGACUAUCCGUAUGGAAUUGCCAGUUGCAAUCCUGGCAGUUUUUUAAAGAUUUCUUCUACACACCUAAAACAUCUGAGACAUUCCAACGUAUUUAUGAUUGUGGCAGACCUUUUUCCUGUCUGACGUGGUGAUGUUGUACUUGGGGUCAUUAUCAAGAGGACUGUCUGAAGGGAAGUCAUAUGAUCUUAAUGUAGGAGUGUUUUUUUGUUGGGGACACUGGGACGGUAGCCAUCCAUAGGCUGUAAAAUAGAGAAGAGUUAGAAGGCUAAUCUUGAUUUUGCGAUCAUGCAUUCCACAGACAGUACGUAUUAGCCACUGUUCAACGUUUUAUCCCCUCGCCAGUCCCAACCCAAUACAUUCCAAAUCCUCGGUGUAACUGGCUAGGGGAACCUGCCAAGGUAUAAGCACAUUUUAUAUUUAAAAAUGUUAUUUUAGAUUUUAAAAUCUGACUGUUGCUUUAAGGACAGAUGGAAAUAUAGAUGUGUCGAAGAGUGUCAACAGCUUGUCCGCACACCUUCAAAUGUACUUCUGUAAGAUAAGGAAACAAUUAAUGACAACAGACAAGCACAGUCCCACCAAAAAGUCAUGAGAUAUCCUAAAUCCUAAAUUCUAACUUCUCUCUUCCAAGAGUUUUAUUAUUUUACCUCAGCCAUUUAAUGGCUAAACACUCUCCACUGUCUGACCUCACCAAAGUGUUCACCACAUACAUUUCAUCAAUGCCUUUCAUUAACCUCUAACAUUCUCCCACAAACAAAAGGCAACUAAAGCGAUAAACAGUAUCUGCAUAGUUACUGCUACAGUAAAAAGCCAUUGCUUUGCCUGAGGUUGUAAGGUUGUGUGGUUUUGAAUGAUCAGAAGCAGAGGCAUUGCUAGGAUCACAAUACAUUCGGGGAUUAUCAACCCCC